UAGAGAGGCAGCCCAAGAGAGCGGGUAGAUGCUUAUAGUUCUUGCCGCAGAGAGCAAUUGGAGUAUAAUCGUCAAAACUGAGCUGCAGUUAUCAGCGAGAAAAAACUUUCAAAGUAAUCUGAUCCUGCUGGUGCAACAGAAAUAUUCUCCAAACAAGAUAGAGUACCAGAGUUACAAGAAAGAAGACAAGAUGCCAGCAAACAUGAAGGAACACAGCUUUAUUAAAGGGCUAAAGAACCGAUGUUCACACCUUUUGCAUCAUCAGAAGACAAAUACUGAUUCUCCUCAACACUUGACAAUCAAUUCAAGAGCAGCAAAACUAACUUUGAAUCCCUCCCGUGAAGAAGUAUUGAAGUGGGCUGAAUCUCUGGACAACUUACUGGCUCAUAAAUAUGGCCUGGUCGCUUUCAAAGCCUUCCUCAAAUCAGAGUACAAUGAUGAGAACAUUGAGUUCUGGCUAGCAUGUGAGGACUACAAGAAAAUUAAGUCAACUACAAAACAGGCCUCCAAAGCAAAAAAGAUCUUCUCAGAUUUUGUUGAACCAAUGUCUCCGAAAGAGAUCAAUUUGGAUUACUACACCAAAGACAUGGUAACUAAAAACCUUCAACAUCCAACCUACACAUGCUUUGAAGCUGCACAAAAGAAGAUCUAUGGCCUGAUGGAAAACAAUGGCUACAACAGGUUCCUUCAGUCAGACAUCUAUCAGAACAUACUCAAUAAUAGUCAUGACGAUCAUCAAACAUGAAUGCCGUUACUCUGCAGCAGAUCAGAUAUUGAUCUCUUGUCGAGAUGUGUUUUCUGCUGUGGAUGAAGUAUUCGGUGUGACAUCAAAUGACACCAGGAUGCUCGAUGCUUAUAGCUGACGGGACAUUGAAAGGAAAGGCCAAGACAGAAGGCUCAAUUCCCUUCCACAGGGUUGAGCUUCAAACCUUGGCACGAUGCUGCAGAGGGCUGCCAAGCAGGCCCAGGUAUCUCCCCACAGGGUAGGAGGCAACAAAAUAAGGCGGAGAGUCUCCCAGCCAACAGAGAUAAUGGUAGUGGUUUGGUAACCGACUGGGUUCUUUGGGAAGCAGGCCUGGGAGAAAAAGGAGACUAGAGAGCACAGGAAAUUAGGGAAAUGAGAGGAUCCAUGAUGUAUUAGCAGGGUAUCUGCACUCUGAAAAUGCAUUAGCACACUGAGAAUGCCAUUCAUCCAUCAGUGUAGAGGAUACUUACACAGUUUGACAUCCCAAUCUUUCAACAUGUUCAUCUGGCAAUGGAGAAUGUAAAACCUGCAUCUGAAAUCUCUAAUAAGAUUGGAUUUGUACUUCUCACUACAGAGUUGGGUUCAGAUUUAAAACAAUUAACUAGAUGCCUGUGCUAUCACACUCCCACUGACAGGUUAAAGUGUUUUGGGUUCUGGCUCUUGCAAAGGAAAGGGUUAACUGUCCUGAGUUCUUGUUACACUGAUUCUGUAUAAUGCAACACUGCAGAUCACUUCAAUGUUAAACUUGAUUCUCUGUGUAGAUUGCUUGACUUUUUAAACUUCUAGUAUUCAUUUUGAUACCAUCCAAUGUGUUACAAACCAAUCAAUCCUGGAGCCAGUAUGAACAAUAAUGAAACUGAGCCACAAAAUCCAAUGUAUAAACUGUGCCCUUGUGUUUCUUUACACAAGGCAACGUAUCCUACAUGAUGGACAAGUCACCUCUGAAUACUGAACUAAAUUAUGCUUCUUUAUGAAGGAUGUGAAUUAUUCAGAGAUGCGAGUUAAAAUCUAAAACCAAUGCAGUUGUCAGAAUUGUGUUCUAGUUUGUAUUGUGAACAUUUGUUUUUCAAUCAACUCACAUCUGAAAAGAUUCUAUUUUUGUGUAGUAGCAAUAAAAGACACAAAUAAAGUUAUUUGGAUUACAUUCAA
Molecule: messenger RNA, 1894 nt
Organism: Carcharodon carcharias (great white shark)
Lineage: Eukaryota; Metazoa; Chordata; Chondrichthyes; Lamniformes; Lamnidae
Product: regulator of G-protein signaling 21-like
Exons: 5
Coding region: 29-745 (238 amino acids)
Source: RefSeq, a predicted model, not a curated record